GGGGCGGGCAGGCAGGCAGGGCCGCCCCCGGCCCCACGUGGCUCGGGGAACACGCCGGUUUAUAAAGCAUUCCCGGCCCGCGCGGGUGCGGAGGGCGGCGGCAGCGGCCGGGAGCGGGGCUCGAACCCGCGCUGCUCGGAUGCGCCCGGCGGCUCCUGCUGGGCCACGGCCGCCCGCGGGCCAUGGAGCUGCCCAUGGAUGUGACCGUGGAUGUGCCCGUGGAGCUGCCCUCGGUGCUGCCCACGGCCACUGCCACCCCCUGGGGCAACGACACCGCCUGGGCCACCCUGCCCGGACACGGGGUCAACGACACGGGCACGCAGCGGGCCAAGAACGCUACAUCCAUCCUCAUCGCCAUCGUCAUCACUGCGCUCUACUCCGUGGUGUGCGUGGUGGGGCUGCUGGGCAACGUGCUGGUCAUGUACGGCAUCGUCAGGUACACCAAGAUGAAGACAGCCACUAACAUCUACAUCUUCAACCUGGCGCUGGCUGAUGCCCUGGCCACCAGCACCCUGCCCUUCCAGAGCGCCAAGUACCUCAUGGAGACCUGGCCCUUCGGGGAGCUGCUCUGCAAGGCUGUGCUCUCCAUCGACUACUACAACAUGUUCACCAGCAUCUUCACCCUCACCAUGAUGAGCGUGGACCGCUACAUCGCCGUGUGCCAUCCGGUCAAGGCCCUGGACUUCCGCACGCCGGCCAAAGCCAAGAUCAUCAAUGUCUGCAUCUGGGUGCUCUCCUCCCUCAUCGGGGUGCCCAUCAUGGUCAUGGCAGUCACCAAGUCAAAAGAUGGUAUGGUCCUGUGCACUCUCCAGUUUCCUGAUCCUCCCAUCUACUGGGACACCGUGACCAAGAUAUGUGUCUUCAUCUUUGCCUUCCUGGUGCCCAUUUUGGUCAUCACCAUCUGCUACGGGCUGAUGAUCCUUCGCUUGAAGAGCGUCCGGCUCCUCUCGGGCUCCAAGGAGAAGGAUCGUAACUUGCGGCGCAUCACGCGCAUGGUGCUGGUGGUGGUGGCAGCCUUCAUCAUCUGCUGGACGCCCAUCCACAUCUUCGUCAUCGUCUGGACGCUGGUGGACAUAGACAAGAAGAACCCCUACGUGGUGGCCAGCCUGCACUUCUGCAUCGCUCUGGGCUACACCAACAGCAGUCUCAACCCCGUCCUUUACGCUUUCCUGGAUGAAAACUUCAAGAGGUGCUUCCGAGAGUUCUGCCUGCCUUUCCGAGCCCGUGUGGACCAGAACAGCUUCUCCCGCGCCAGGAGCACCACGCGGGAGCACGUCUCCACCUGCACCCCCUCUGAAGCCCGCCACAAGCCGGCAUGACUAGACGUGGGCAGCCCCCAGCGGGGCUGCCGAGGACACGGAGGGGACGAGCUGCGCUCAGAAGUCACCCAGGUCACCACCACAGAGCUGUAGCAGAACGGGGGCCUGGGCGCUGCGCAGUCGCGCUGCUGGGUUUGCAUACAGACUGCAAAAACUGUUUUCAUCCUGGGAAAGAAAAAUGGGAGAAUUGGGACUCACCAAAUGAUGUGGGGAGAGGACCAAGAGGAAAAGGCACUCUGCUGCUGCCACCACCUCAGCACCACCCACAGGGGCUGUCACCCUCCAACAUGUGGCUCUUAGCAGAGCCCAGGGCACCAGAACUGUGAUGUCCAUGUGCUUCUCCUCCUGCACGGGCCAGGGUGACACCACAGCCCAUGGCAGGAGGGGAAAAACUCACAUGGCAGAAGGGAACUGUGCCAGGAGGUGAUCACAGGAUCACAGAAUCAUUCAGGUUGGAGAAGCCCUCCAAGAUCAUCAAGUUCAACUCUUCUUCCACCACUACCAAGGCCACCACUAGCCUGUGUCUCCAAGUGCCACAUCUACAGGGUGAUGGUUAAACCCCUCCAGUGAUGGUGACUCCACCACUGCCCUGGGCAGCUGUGCCAGCCAGGGCUGACAGCUCUUUCAAGGAAGAAAUGUUCCCUAAUAUCCAGCCUAAUCCUCCCCUGGAAUGACUUGAGGUCAUUUCCUCUGCCACAUCAUGGGACCUCAUUCCAUCCCCCUCUGAGAGCUGUGUCCAAAAGACAACUGGAGAUGGGAAGAGAAACUUAUGCCACUUCAGAGACACAGUUUUCAAAAAGUUCUAGAUCCAUUGUAAAAAUUCUCCUGCAGUCCCUCAAACUGGCAUUGCUCCCAGAGAAAGCUUUCUACUGUUAAUGUCAUACUGUAUUAUUUAGAGACCUCUGACUGCAGCUAAGGCUGCCCUGGACAUGGAUGUGAUGCUGGGAAUAUGGAUAUGGCCAGCAGAUGGAGCAGGGCUGGUCUGAAGCUGACCCCCAUAUCCAUGUGCCAAUACCAAAUUCCCAGGGUGAUGGGGAGCUGAUGAAGUCAUUAAGCCCAAGAAGAACCCCAUUAAGGGAGUAAUUUGUGGGAACUUGAGUUGUUUCUCACAGUGCUGAAGUAAUUAGGAUGGAAUAACAGGCUGCACCAAGGGCUCUCCUUCCCCUGCCCGUCAGGAGAGCAAUGAACAGCACUGCCCAGAUUUCCAUAGCAGAGACAAAAAGGAUGGGAUAGGAUAGAAGAUCUCAAAAAUAUCACCUCCCUUUCACAAUUCCUCAAGCAGGAAGGUUGUGCAGGCACCUAGAAAGGACCCAUAGCACACAGGAGGCAGAGAUUUGAGGAUUUCAGCUCUCAUCUAGAUGGAACAGUUUCCCUCCAAAGGGAUAGCUGAACUUGAACUCCCAAUGCAUCCUGCAAGAGCCACCAUCCAGGGACCUGCUGAUCAAUAACUGAGUGAUAAUUGAUGGGACUCAUGAGCCAGCACUUCCCUUCCUCUCAACUUCCCACUGUCAUUGCCAGGUCUUCAUCCAGCCCAAGGAAUAGUAGGAGGAAGUAGUAAUAGCAUUGAGAGAAGGAAUUGAUAAGCUGGAGGAAGCAGGCACAGAUGCACCUGGGGCUCCCGGGCUGGAUGCAGAGCUUGGCUUCUGUCUGGUUUCUCCAGCUGUAUCAAUUUAGGCUAAUAAAAGCCAUUACCUUUCUCCAGAACUGUGGAAAUUGCAGCCCUCCCCGUUAGAAAGACAGAGCUUGCAAGGCAGUCAAAACCAAUUUCUCUUUCAAAGGAAUCAAAUAGGGUGGCAUUGCCCAUUGGGAUCUCAAAUCAGUGUAUCAGUGUGCCACAGGAAAAAGUCUCUUGCUCUGUGCUGCAUCCACCUGCACAUCUCCAGCUCUUCAGAAUCCCUUUGCAGACAUGAAUGGAGUCCUGGACUACUGGAGUGGGCACACUUGGGCUCCUCAGGCCCUGCUACCACAAGCCCAUCUGCUCCUGGAGGCCAUUUUUUUUUUAAAUCUGCCAAAUUUCUAGCUUGCUGGAAAAUGUGACUGCCAUGGCCUUAUAGCAGCUGAAAUGCUUCAAAUCAUUACUUUUUAAAAUGCCACCAUGCUUGGGCAGAGCUCAGAGCCCAGGACAAGCAAAAGGAGUGGCUUUCCUGAGCUUCAGGUUUGCUGACUUAAAGAAAAAUAGAAUAUUCCUGGGAAAAAUGGGUGGCAAGCAGCACACCGGAGCAUAUGGGGUGAUGUGGACCUUGAUCAUCCCAUUCUGGCAGCAUCCCAGCAGGGAUCUGGGGGCUGAUUCACCUUCUUCCCACUUAAAAUCCUGCUCCUCCAGCCCCUCAUCUGGGCUGGAAAACUGGGGACAAAUCCUAGUCCAGGGAAACAGCACGGAGAGAUCCUGCCUGCCCAGACUGAGCCAUGCUGUAGCCAGGAUGCUCGGAGGGAGCUCCCUGUGUACUUUUAUAAAUAUAUAUGUACGUCUGUCUAUAGCUGUAUGAAAAUUAAAGUGACCCCAAGGCCUCCCAUCACAGCUCCCACUCCAGCAGCUGCUCCAUGUGUGAUGGAGCUGAAUAUGCCAGAUCCACAGCAUCUCACACGGCACUUCAGCCAUUAUUUCCAGCUCCAGCCCUCGGGAUUUUUUCCCUACAGUGGCAUUUCUGUACAGGAACCCUGCUUUCUAAAAAUUAAAAUAAUAAAGUAAAAUAAAAUUGUA
Catharus ustulatus (Swainson's thrush) is the source of this 4020-nucleotide messenger RNA. It is a transcript of the gene OPRD1, whose product is annotated as opioid receptor delta 1. Gene Ontology annotation, cellular component: membrane; neuron projection. The transcript is spliced from 3 exons. Gene Ontology annotation, molecular function: G protein-coupled enkephalin receptor activity; neuropeptide binding. Gene Ontology annotation, biological process: G protein-coupled opioid receptor signaling pathway; neuropeptide signaling pathway. Lineage: Eukaryota; Metazoa; Chordata; Aves; Passeriformes; Turdidae. Bases 183 to 1319 code for a protein of 378 amino acids. The record is from RefSeq and is a predicted model, not a curated record.